AUGCUCAGCCGCCUCAACAUCUCCAAGGGCUACCUCGCCUUUGCCGCCGUCUACUUCCUGCUCUUUGUGCUGGGGCUCGCCAUCAUCGGCCUGUACGCGACCGACGUCCAGCGCUGGCGCGAGGCCCAUGUCCACGUCGAGUCGAAAUGGGUCUUUGCUGUUGUCGUCGGCUGCCUUUCUAGCAUCACCUGCAUCGCGUACCUGGUCCCAUUUGUGUUUCACGCGCUCGGCUUUAUUGCGCCGAUCUGGAACCUGGUCCUGUUUAUCCUCCACAUUACGCUCUUUGGCGUCUUUGCCAAGCUCUUCCUCCAUGCCCAAACUGGCGGCGACGGCGCCAUCAUGCGCAUGAAGAAUGCCAUAUGGGUCGACCUCACCGCCGCCUUGCUCUGGCUCCUCGUCACCAUCGGCUCCGCGGGCUACUGGUGGAAGCACCGUGACGUCCGUAGCCGCUUCACCGGCCGCGCUCGCGUCUAG
Molecule: messenger RNA, 474 nt
Organism: Akanthomyces muscarius
Lineage: Eukaryota; Fungi; Ascomycota; Sordariomycetes; Hypocreales; Cordycipitaceae
Exons: 3
Coding region: 1-474 (157 amino acids)
Source: RefSeq, a predicted model, not a curated record